GGUCCAAAAUGUCUGAUGUCCGAUCCUGUGUUACAGAAUUCUGCAGCAACUUCGAGGUUGAGACAUGAUAGUGAUGACGAUCGGGAUGAGAAGGAGAAGGAGCUGCAGACUGAAGCUCUACUCUGUGCCUUCCAGACGCUGGGCAAGACCUGGCCCAACAACACACAAACCCAGGAGCGUUUCCAGUUGGACCUGUGCUGUCUGAUGUGUGAGAGGUUGAAACUCAGUACAUGGAGGGUCCAGGUGGGGGUGCUACAGUCUAUGAAGACAUACUUCCAGAGGUUGCUACUGUUGGAGAAAGAGAAAGACAACCAGAACUUCACAGCCUUGUCCCUUAUUCUCACAGAGACAUGCAGCGCUCUCACACACCCACUAGAGAAUAAGAGUUACUCCUCUGUGAGGACAGAAGCGUUGUCUGUUGUGGAACUACUGGUGAAGAGGACAGGAGAGAGCGGUCAGUGGGAGUGCGUCUCGGGAAAGAGUCGCGAACAGCUGCAACGGUCACUGUCAACCCUGCAGACAGACAGCAGACCUGACCUCCGAGACAAGGCCCAGGAACUACGGAGGAACAUCCAGAGUCAACCCUGAACACACACACACACACACCUACCUAGUCAACCCUGCAGACAGACAGCAGACCUGACCUCCGAGACAAGGCCCAGGAACUACGGAGGAACAUCCAGAGUCAACCCUGAACACACA
Molecule: messenger RNA, 702 nt
Organism: Oncorhynchus tshawytscha (Chinook salmon)
Lineage: Eukaryota; Metazoa; Chordata; Actinopteri; Salmoniformes; Salmonidae
Product: proteasome adapter and scaffold protein ECM29
Exons: 5
Coding region: 16-588 (190 amino acids)
Cellular component (GO): cytoplasm; nucleus
Molecular function (GO): molecular adaptor activity
Source: RefSeq, a predicted model, not a curated record